CUGGCGCGCGGGAUAUUGAAUGUAUGUAAACAUGGAUCUGUCGCUAAGCUGAGUCUUAUGUUCCUGGUUUAGCUACAUUUUGUGACAACUUUAUCUGAAGUUACGCACCGUAAAUGAACAUCGGAGUUUGUCUAGUAAUUAUGUAGUUUGCUGGUGUUCAGGAUUGAAUGCAAUCUCAGAGCGCAGGAACAGUAGAAAUUCUAUCCGAUUAAGAUAGCUAGCUAAGUCACACAACGGCGAAAUUACUCCAGUUUGAAGAAAAUCAAUGCCUUUUAAUUGACUUGCUCAGAUUAUUCAAAAGUGGAAUUUUUGGUUUAAAUUAAUAAAGUCUUAUAUUAUGAACGGUCGGCUUGCUUAUAAUCACGAGUUACCGGAAAGAGAAAAUGAGGAGAAGCCUUGCACCAAGCCAGGUUGCCAAGAGGAAGCAAGGGGGAGAUUCGUCUGAAGAUGAGGACUGGCAUCCAGAAGCUGUUCAAAAGCGACGGAAAGGUGAGGCAGAAUCUGGCAGAGAAAGCUAUAUUUCCCCCUUCAGAAAACCCUUGACACAACUGACCAACCGGCCGGUCUGUCUGGACAGCGGUAAACAUGAAGCCUUCAUUCGUAGUAUUCUCUCAAAACCAUUCAAGAUUCCAAUUCCAAACUACACAGGUUCACUGGGGAUCCGAGCGUUGGGUUUAAAGCGAGCAGGCGUCCGGAAGGCGCUGCAUGACCCCUUUGAAGAGGGGGCUCUGGUUCUGUACGAGCCCCCAGCUCUGAGCGCCCAUGACAUGAUAAAGACAGAAAAAGAGAAGCUCCCUGUGCAUGUUGUCGUGGAUCCUGUGCUUGGGAAAGUCCUACGACCCCAUCAGAGAGAGGGAGUGAAGUUCCUGUGGGACUGUGUGACCGGAAGGCGUAUCCAGGAUUCGUACGGCUGCAUCAUGGCCGACGAAAUGGGGCUGGGAAAAACCCUGCAGUGCAUCGCGCUGAUGUGGACUCUCCUGCGCCAGAGCCCCGAUGCCAAGCCUGAGAUUGACAAGGCCAUCGUGGUGUCCCCUUCCAGCCUGGUGCGAAACUGGCACAACGAAGUGGGCAAGUGGCUGGGCAACCGCAUCCAGCCCCUGGCCAUAGACGGCGGGUCUAAGGAGGAGAUCGACAGAAAACUCGAAAACUUCAUGGCCCAGCAUGGCUUGAGGGUCCCUUCUCCCAUCCUGAUCAUUUCAUAUGAAACCUUCCGCCUGCACGCUAACGUCUUGCACAGAGGAAAAGUUGGUCUGGUCAUCUGUGAUGAGGGUCAUAGACUGAAGAACUCUGACAACCAGACAUAUUUGGCUCUGAAUGUCAUGAAUGCUCAACGUCGAGUGCUCAUCUCUGGGACUCCCAUUCAGAAUGACCUGCUGGAGUACUUCAGCCUGGUGCACUUUGUCAAUGCUGGCAUUCUGGGGACUGCUCAGGAGUUUAAGAAGCGCUUCGAGGUGCCAAUCUUGAAGGGGCGCGACGCCGAUGCCAGCGACAAAGAUCGGCAGUGCGGAGAGGAAAAACUCAAAGAGCUCAUCGGCAUCGUAAACCGGUGUUUGAUUCGGAGGACCUCUGACAUCCUGUCCAAGUAUCUGCCCGUGAAGAUCGAGCAGGUUGUCUGCUGCAGGCUGACCCCUCUUCAGGCAGAGCUGUACAAGCAGUUCCUGAGGCAGGCCAAGCCGGCGGAAGAGCUGCAGAAGGGAAAGAUCAGCAUGUCCUCCCUCUCCUCCAUCACCUCCCUCAAGAAGCUCUGCAACCACCCAGCUCUCAUCUAUGACAAGUGCAUGGAGGGGGAGGAGGGCUUUGAAGGGGCGCUGGAGCUCUUCCCCUCCGGAUACUCCACUAAAGCAGUGGAGCCCCAGCUCUCUGGAAAGAUGCUGGUUCUGGACUAUAUUCUGGCCAUGACAAGAAGCACCACCAGUGACAAGGUGGUGCUCGUCUCAAACUACACACAGACUCUGGACCUCUUUGAGAAGUUGUGCCGAUCUCGGAGAUACCUCUACGUUCGACUGGAUGGCACAAUGUCUAUCAAAAAAAGGGCCAAGGUUGUAGAGCGAUUCAACAGCCCCUCCAACCCAGAGUUCAUCUUCAUGCUCAGCAGCAAGGCCGGAGGGUGUGGCUUGAAUCUCAUUGGAGCAAAUCGCCUUGUGAUGUUUGACCCUGACUGGAACCCAGCCAAUGACGAGCAAGCGAUGGCUCGUGUCUGGAGGGAUGGGCAGAAGAAGACCUGCUACAUCUACAGGUUGCUUUCGACCGGGACGAUCGAGGAGAAGAUCCUGCAGAGACAGGCCCAUAAGAAGGCUCUGAGCAGCUGUGUGGUGGACGAGGAGCAGGACGUGGAGAGACACUUCUCCCUGGAGGAACUGAAAGAGCUCUUCACUCUCACCCAGGACACUGACAGCGACACACACACCAGGUUCCGCUGCCGGCGCUGUGUGAACGGGCGGCAGGCGCGCCCCCCUCCGGAGGAUUCGGACUGCACCAGCGACCUUUCCCAGUGGCACCACUGCGCCGACAAGAGGGGCCUGAGGGACGCGGUGCUGCAGGCCUCCUGGGACGCCGCCGUGUCCUUCGUCUUCCACCAGCGCUCCCACGAGGACCAGAGAGGGGUGGUGUGAGCGGCCGGAAGGGGCCGUGUGGUACCGGGACAUCGGGCGCAAGGGGCCGGAACUUAGCCACGGUGUUGAGGAAGUGAGUGGUGAUGAUCGCUCACUUGAGCCCCACCUUAAUCUUGAGUGACCGCCUUCCUCCUGCCAGUCUCAGACCUUCGUUACAGCUUGAAGACCCCCCCCCCCCCCCCCUUCAGUGUUUAGGUUGGGAAACUGACACGUCACUGAUGAGAAUAUGAAAGGUUUGAAGAAUUUCUUCAGACUGUGGACCUACCUUGAUUCUUCACUUUAUACUUGUUUUGUUCAAAGUUUUAUUUAUGGUGUAAAUAUGUACUGUCCCUUUAAAAAUGGUCUCA
Molecule: messenger RNA, 2959 nt
Organism: Anguilla anguilla (European eel)
Lineage: Eukaryota; Metazoa; Chordata; Actinopteri; Anguilliformes; Anguillidae
Gene: rad54l
Product: RAD54 like
Exons: 18
Coding region: 384-2612 (742 amino acids)
Biological process (GO): double-strand break repair via synthesis-dependent strand annealing; reciprocal meiotic recombination
Cellular component (GO): nucleus
Molecular function (GO): ATP-dependent chromatin remodeler activity; DNA translocase activity; ATP binding
Source: RefSeq, a predicted model, not a curated record